Molecule: messenger RNA, 5719 nt
Organism: Tripterygium wilfordii
Lineage: Eukaryota; Viridiplantae; Streptophyta; Magnoliopsida; Celastrales; Celastraceae
Exons: 15
Coding region: 124-5337 (1737 amino acids)
Biological process (GO): protein phosphorylation; recognition of pollen
Molecular function (GO): ATP binding; protein serine/threonine kinase activity
Source: RefSeq, a predicted model, not a curated record
AAGUCUUAAUUCUCAGCCACCAAACCUUGGCCACCUUGAUUUUUCUUCAUCUUCUUCUUCUUUCGUUUCUUCUGAAUUUCUGUGUAUGUGCUUUGGAGGGUACUGGAGAUUUUAGAACUUGCCAUGAUGGGCAUAAACCCUGUUUCUCUGUUUCUUUUUUCAUUAUUUUGGGUUCUGUCUUCUGUUGGUUUCUUUUGCAAUGCAAAUAACACGAUCACAAGAGCUCAAUCCGUAAGAGAUGGGGAAUCCCUGAUAUCAGAAAAUGAAAUCUUUGAAUUGGGUUUCUUCAGUCCUGAAAAUUCUUCCUGGAGAUAUGUGGGUAUUUGGUACCACAACAUUGAGCCUCAAACAAUUGUCUGGGUUGCUAAUAGAGAAAUCCCAAUUUCGGAUAACUCUGGGGUUUUAACUAUUGGGGGUGAUGGGAAUCUGGUGGUUUUGUCUGGAAAUGAGACGCUUGUCUGGUCCAGCAAUGUUUCAAUUUCGUCUGGAAAUGAAACAACAGCAAUUCUUGAUGAUACUGGGAAUUUCAUGCUGUCGAGCGGUGACAGCAUUGGUGAUAGUGACCAGGCGUAUUGGCAGAGCUUUACAGAUCCAACGGAUACAUACUUGCCAUACAUGAGAGCAUAUAUGAGUUCUGCAACUGGAGAUAUUCUUCCCUUCACAUCAUGGAGAUCUAUAAACGACCCUUCCCCUGGAAACUACUCUAUGAGGAUCGAUUCAAGGGGGCCACCGCAAAUAGUGAUACAGGAAGGAUCGAAAAGGCUGUGGAGAAGUGGCUACUGGAAUUCCCAGAUAUUCCUAGGUGUCCCUAAUAUGACAGUUGCGACUAAUUACCUUUAUGGGUUUAAGCUUACCAAUGAUGGGAAUGGGAGUGUUUAUUUUACGUAUAUUCCGGCGAAUAGUUCUCAUUUGUUAAGAUUUCAAUUGAGAUGGGAUGGAGUGGAGGAGCAGUCUAGGUGGGAUGCAGAUGCAAAGCAAUGGCAACAGGUGCAAUCACAGCCUGCAAAUGAAUGUGAAGAAUACAAUUAUUGUGGAAAUUUUAGUACUUGCACUGUGUUUGAUUCUCCUAAAUGUAGAUGUAUGGAUGGGUUUGAGCCAACACAUCAAGAGCAGUGGAGAACAGGGAAUUGGACAGGUGGGUGUAAGAGGAGGACUCAAUUGCAGUGCCAGAGGAAUGGGAGUGUGGCAGGGGGAGGUGGUGGAGAGGAUGGGUUUAAAGGGUUGAAAUGCAUGAAAUUGCCUGAUUUUGCAGAUAUGGCGCGUCUUACAGACUCCGAGACGUGUAAGGAAAGGUGUUUGGCGAAUUGUUCUUGUACUGCAUAUGCAGACGUUCCUUCCAUUGGGUGCUUGAUAUGGACUGAGGACUUGGUUGAUGUUCAGCAUUUUGACAAAGGUGGGAGUUUGUUCUUUCUCCGCCUUGCUGAUUCCGAAUUAGGCGGCAAGAGAAAAUUAUCAACACCUUGGAUAAUUGUAAUUGCUUUUGCCGGAGCGUUCUUCCUUGGAAUAUUCAUAUGGUUCCUGUGGCGAAUGAAGGAAAAGCUGAAAGUUUUACCCACAUCGGCCCCACCGUCAUUGAUGAGGACCAGCGAGAUACCAGCUUUUGAAGUAAGCAAGGAAUACUCAACAGAUCUUUCAGGACCAGCUGAACUUUACUUGGGAGGAAAUGAAAUUGAUGGGUCAGACUUGCCUAUGCUCAAUUUCGAUUUUGUAGCAGCUUCUACAAACAACUUUUCCAUAGAAAACAAGCUUGGGCAGGGGGGAUUUGGACCUGUCUACAAGGGAAAGCUCCCCGGGGGACAGGAGGUAGCUGUAAAGAGGCUGUCGAAGAAAUCUGGACAAGGGUUGGAGGAGUUCAAGAAUGAGAUGAUACUGAUUGCCAAAUUACAACACAGAAACCUUGUUAGAUUAUUAGGCUGCUCUAUUAAGGGGGAAGAAAAGAUGCUGCUAUAUGAAUAUAUGCCGAACAAAAGCUUGGAUUGCUUUCUUUUUGACCUGGCCCAGCAGGCAAUUCUAGACUGGAAUCGACGCUUCAUGAUCAUAUCAGGGAUUGCCCGAGGACUCCUUUAUCUCCAUCGAGAUUCAAGACUUAGGAUAAUUCAUCGAGAUCUCAAGGCCAGCAACAUUUUGUUGGAUGAGGACAUGAACCCGAAGAUUUCAGACUUUGGUAUGGCCAGAAUAUUUGGGGUGAGCCAAAAUGAAGCAAAUACCAAUCGUGUUGUUGGCACAUAUGGGUAUAUGGCACCUGAAUAUGCAAUGGAGGGUCUAUUUUCAGUGAAGUCAGAUGUUUAUAGCUUUGGUGUGUUACUGCUAGAGAUUGUGAGUGGCCGGAGGAACACUAGCUUCCGGUUAACUGAACAAAUGACCCUUGUAGCUCAUGCAUGGGAUCUUUGGAGUGAAAGUAAAGCAAUGGAGCUCAUCGACCCUUCCAUCCAAGAUUCUUGCUCUCCAGAUGAAGUUUUGAGAUGCAUACACGUGGGGAUGCUGUGCGUACAGGACUCCGCAAGUUCAAGACCAACCAUGGCCUCUGUGUUACUAAUGCUAGAGAGCGAAACUGCAACCCUACCAUUGCCUAAACAACCCACUUUUACUUCGAUGAGGAGUUCCUUGGAUACGGAGACUUACUUGGAAUGUCAUGAAUCUCGCGAGAUUGUAUCCUCAAAAGAAUUGACUGUUACGAUACUUUUCGAAGUUUCAGAAUUUACAGAAGAAGCAGAAACUGAGUUGAUGCUUGUCUCAAGUGCAGAUUUCUUCUCUUCCUAUCAAACCACACUAAAUGUCAUCUACAUGAAGAGACUAAAGAAAGCAUCUUCACUAGAAAACCCAGAUCUCUUGAGAGAGGAAAAUCCCCUUAUUGAAGGAAUGAUGGCCGAAAGAAAGCUGUUUAUCACUUUUUUCACCCUCAUCCCCUCCAUAGUAAUUUCAACGGACACCUUAACGGCAACCCAGUCACUCACAAAUAACCAAACUCUUGUCUCUGCAAGUGGGGUUUUUGUUUUUGGGUUCUUCACACCAGGCGAUUCAAGGAAAUUGUACUUGGGUAUUUGGUACAAAACCAUUCAAGUCAAGACAGUCGUUUGGGUUGCUAACAGAGAUAGCCCACUCACAAACCCCUCUGCAUCUCUCAAGAUCAACAACCAAGGGCUUCUCCUUGUUGAUGAAGCAGAGAAUCUCGUUUCGUCGCUGAAUGAAACCAAAAUCAAGGCUGAUAAUCCAGUUUUACAGUUGUUAGAUACAGCAAAUCUCGUUAUAAGAGAAGCAAACAACAACGAUCCAGAUGGGUAUUUAUGGCAGAGUUUUGAUUACCCAACUGAUACUCUUUUACCUUCAAUGAAGCUAGGUUGGGAUCUUAAUACCAGUUUGAACAGGUACUUAAGUUCAUGGAGAAACAGUGAUGAUCCUGCCUCUGGUGAUUUCUCUUACGAGAUAAAUUAUCAUGGAUUCCCAGAAGUAUUUUUUUACAACAGAGAGGUUCGAAUGUUUCGAAGCGGGCCAUGGAAUGGUUUGAGAUUCAGUGGUGGACCAGAAAUGAAUCCUCUUCCUUACGUACACUUCACUUUCGUCACUAAUCAAGAUGAGGUAUAUUACACUUAUGAAAUAACAAAUAAGAGUUUGUUUUCAAGGUUAGUCAUCGCUCCAUACGGGGAAAUACAAAGAUUGACAUGGAUUGAAAGCAAGCAAGAAUGGUCAAAAUUCUGGUACGCACCCAAAGAUCAGUGCGACAAUUACAAUGAAUGUGGUCCAUAUGGUAUUUGUGAUUCAAAUUCUUCUCCAGUCUGUAAGUGUACAAGAGGGUUUGAGCCUAAAAAUCCAACAGUAUGGAAUUUGAGAGAUGGGUCUGGUGGGUGUGUGAGGAAAACACAGUUGGAAUGUGUUAAAGAUAAAUUCUUGCGUAUGAAGAACAUGAAGUUGCCUGAGAGUAUUACUUCAUUUGUGGAUGCGAAUAUGAGUCUUAAGCAAUGUGAAGGUUUGUGUUCCAAGAAUUGUUCUUGUACAGCUUAUGCUAAUGCUUAUAUUACCAAUGGAGGCACAGGUUGUGUUAUUUGGACAAGUGAUCUCUUGGACAUUAGACAAAGAAAAUAUGGUCAAGAUCUCUAUGUUAGAUUGGCAUCUUCUGAUCUAGAUGAUGGAGGGAACAUACACCUUGUGGUAAUUGGGGUUGCAGUUGGUAGUGGAAUUUUAGUAUUAGUGCUAAUUGGGUAUUUUGCAUGGAAGAGGAAGGCAAUGGGAAGUAUAUACAAGGGAGAAACUGAUAAAAAAGGUGAAAGAAGCCAAGAUGUGCUAUUAAGUGAAGUAGUAAUCUUGAGUGAGAAGACUGUUGAUUAUUUGGAACUGCCCUCAUUUGAUUUUGGUACGAUAGCAAUGGCUACCAAUAACUUUGCUGAUGAAAAUAAACUGGGACAAGGUGGAUUUGGUUGUGUUUACAAGGGUAGGUUGAUAGAAGGUCAAGAUAUAGCGGUGAAGAGGCUGUCAAAGAUUUCUGGACAAGGAACGGAAGAAUUCAGGAACGAGGUCAGGUCAAUAGCCAGGCUUCAACAUAGAAAUCUAGUUCGCUUGCUUGGUUGCUGCAUUGAGAUGAAUGAAAAGAUUUUGAUUUACGAGUACAUGGAGCACAGAAGCCUUGAUGCUGUUAUAUUCAGUCAAUCGAGGAGUGCCUUAUUGAAUUGGCCAAGGCGGUUCAACAUCAUAUGUGGGAUUGCUCGAGGACUUCUAUAUCUUCACCAGGAUUCCAGAUUCAGAAUCAUCCACAGGGAUCUCAAAACAAGCAAUGUUCUACUUGAUGGAGAUAUGAACCCCAAGAUAUCAGAUUUUGGCUUGGCUAGACUUUUCGGUGGAGAUCAAAUGGAAGAAAAAACUAGGAGAGUCAUUGGCACGUAUGGAUAUAUGUCUCCUGAGUAUGCCAUGGACGGUCUCUUCUCUGUGAAAUCUGAUGUUUUCAGCUUUGGCGUUCUCGUUUUGGAGAUCAUAAGUGGCGAGAAAAACACGGGGUUUUAUCAUUCAAACGGUGGACUAAAUCUUCUUGGACAUGCGUGGAGACUAUGGAGAGAAGGGACGGGACCGGAACUGAUAGAUCAAUCAGUGGGUGAAUCGUAUUCCCCGAAUGAAGUUUUAAGGUGCAUACAGGUUGCUCUGUUAUGUGUCCAAGAGCGAGCAGAAGACAGGCCAACCAUGUCAUCUGUGGUCUUGAUGUUGAGCAGUGAAACUGCAACUAUGCCAAAGCCUAAAAAGCCCGGGUUCUGUCUUGGAACAGAUUAUAUUGAAUCCAGUUCAUUUUCAAUUAAGCAAGAUGAAUCAUGCACCGUGAACCAAGUGACAGUCACAGCGCUUUACCCUAGAUAGAAUAAGGGUUCAUCCUUAUCCGGCGCAUCUGUAUAUUGAAGGCAACUUAUGCAGUUUCCUCUGUAUAUCCUCUGCUGCAAUUUUUGCAACACAUUUGAGCAGCAGCAUGCUUAACACUACUCUAAGUAUGGAUCUAAAGAGAUUUGCUGAAUGUGGGAGUUGAACGUAGCUAGGACCUCUUGCCUUUGGCAAGAAUUAAUCCCGUCAACUUACCACCCAGUAGAAGUGCAGACAUAGGCAUAGGCAUAGGCAUAGGCAUAGGCAUCCUAUUAACUGUAUCAAAAACAACAAUGAAUAUGUAUUUCUUUUGUAAUGAGUUAUUACCAUUUACCACAGAGGAAAAAACAAUUGUUUCAAGACAAAAUGAUAGUCUACCAAUCCA